This is a messenger RNA of Cuscuta europaea, 1770 nucleotides long. The record is from the annotation of a GenBank genome assembly. NCBI's taxonomy places the organism in Eukaryota, Viridiplantae, Streptophyta, Magnoliopsida, Solanales, Convolvulaceae.
GCAAGUACAAAAAUUUAUAUAUGUACAUAGACACUCAAAAUAUAUAAAAUAAAUAUCUCCAAGAACAAGCUAUACAUAUGUAUAUGAACAUCCACACUAAUCAGGGUAUGGCUCAAAAAAACUAAAAUAAGAAAGUUGCCAUGUUUUUAGAAUGUGAGAAGUUUUUUCGUACGAGGAAAGUGGGGAGAGCAGAGAAAAAUGGUGGAAGAGUUUGAUAAUCGCACGCGCAUUCGUACCCAAAAUGUGAAAGAGAAAAGAAUGGAAUUCCACGUCAGGAAAGUCAAAGUUGCUUCACGCGUGACGUACGAGGAUGACCAGCGUUAGCCCCUUCCGCGAUCCCACGGCUCUCUUUCUCUGCAAAAAACCAUGCCCCGAGUAAGAAGGCAGUAAAAAACAAGAAAGAGCCAAUAAUAAAAGAAGCUCAUCGUCUUUUACCAAAAAGAAAGCUCAUCAUCAUCUUGGUCUCUUUUGCCCUCCGCGCUACGCCACCGACAGAGAAACACGGCCCCGGAACUUGCGGCAGCAUCCUCGGAUUUCAUUCACGGAUCCGGCGGAAGUUGUUGUUUGAAAUGUCUGUGGACUCGAGCGCCGUUGUAGCUGAUCAUGGUGCUCGUUCAAACUUCAGAGGAGUGCCUACUCACGGCGGGCGAUAUGUGCAGUACAAUAUCUAUGGAAACCUUUUCGAAGUCUCAAGAAAGUAUGUGCCCACCAGGCCGGUGGGACGUGGCGCUUAUGGCAUCGUCUGUGCGGCAAUGAACUCAGAGACAAAUGAGGAAGUUGCUAUAAAGAAGAUUGGGAAUGCAUUUGACAAUAGGAUAGAUGCCAAAAGGACACUCCGGGAGAUAAAGCUUCUCAGCCACAUGGAUCAUGAUAAUGUGAUUGUUAUUAAAGACAUCAUAAGGCCUCCUCAGAAGGAAAACUUCAAUGAUGUCUACAUUGUUUAUGAACUAAUGGAUACUGAUCUUAACCAGAUUAUUCGCUCCAGCCAGCCUUUGGCUGAUGAUCACUGUCGGUACUUCCUUUAUCAAAUAUUGCGCGGGCUUAGGUAUAUACAUUCUGCAAAUGUGUUGCACCGGGAUCUGAAACCUAGCAAUCUGUUUCUCAAUGCUAAUUGUGACCUGAAGCUUGGGGAUUUUGGUCUUGCUAGAACGACAUCUGAGACAGACUUCAUGACUGAAUAUGUUGUAACUCGAUGGUAUCGUGCACCAGAACUGCUCUUGAAUUGCUCAGAGUACACGGCUGCCAUUGAUAUUUGGUCAGUAGGUUGCAUACUUGGUGAAGUCCUGACAAGACAGCCCCUCUUCCCUGGCAAAGAUUAUGUUCAUCAGUUAAGACUUAUCACAGAGCUGAUUGGAUCUCCGGAUGAUGCUAGCCUUGGAUUUCUGCGUAGUGAUAAUGCCCGCCGAUAUGUUAGACAACUUCCACAGUAUUCAAGGCAUCAAUUUUCUACAAGGUUCCCCGAUUCGUCUCCCGGAGCAGUUGAUUUGCUUGAUAAAAUGCUUGUCUUUGAUCCUAGUCGCCGUAUUACAGUUGAUGAGGCACUCUGUCAUCCAUACUUGUCACCGCUUCACGAUAUUAAUGAGGAGCCCGUUUGCCCAAUGCCUUUCAGUUUCGACUUUGAGCAGCCAUCCUUCACGGAAGAAAAUAUUAAGGAGCUCAUCUGGAUGGAAUCUGUAAAAUUCAAUCCAGAUCCAACUUUCUCAUGAUAAGUAUGAUUUGUAGAUAUAGAUCAUUAUGUCAUGUUAGUGCUUCUAUUGUUCUCUUGCUACU